Molecule: messenger RNA, 2470 nt
Organism: Lepidothrix coronata (blue-crowned manakin)
Lineage: Eukaryota; Metazoa; Chordata; Aves; Passeriformes; Pipridae
Gene: DGCR8
Product: DGCR8 microprocessor complex subunit
Exons: 11
Coding region: 383-2470 (695 amino acids)
Biological process (GO): primary miRNA processing
Cellular component (GO): microprocessor complex
Molecular function (GO): heme binding; double-stranded RNA binding; identical protein binding
Source: RefSeq, a predicted model, not a curated record
CGGCGGCGCCGAGAGGGGCACGGUGGUCGUGAGGCGGCCGCGCUCGGCCUCGCUCGCAGCCCCGGCGCAGGAGCGGCGGCACCGCCGGGGAUGGCUCAGGUUGAAAGAAGAAAAGGAGACCUGCUUGUCCAAUGAAGAUGCAGUCUUAGUCUUCAGCUAUUUAAGCUGAAUGCAUUGUGAUUUCCAAUAAUUGAGACAGUGAUUCUGAAAGCUGUCUACAUUAAUGAAAAGAACAAUGUAGUCAGCUUAACUGAAUCAUCAGUGUUGCAUAUUGAAUAGAACACGAUAAACCAAUCCCGAUGGACUCGUGCAUGUUAGGAGUAUAGAUAUAAACAUUUAUUAGAGCGUUGGUUUGUUUUUUUAAGAGACAGUAGUUUUAACAAUGGAGAACUAUGAAGGUGUACCACCCCUCCCUAAAGAACCCGCGAGAGAAAUGAAUGUGGAGAACCAGAGUUGUCCCCCACCUCUGCCGCCCAACGAACAGCCUCCACCACCUCCCCUGCAAACGUCCAGUGACGCAGAGGUAAUGGACGUUGGCUCUGGUGGUGAUGGACAGUCAGAUAGCCCUGCUGGGGACACGCCCGGGCUCUGCAGGACUCAGCUGCUCACCAAGGGAUCUGCCUGCUACAAGAGCCGCCUCAUCGUAGACCCCGCCGGCGGCGACCAAAGCCCCAGAACCGCUCGUCACGCCCCGUCGGUCCGCAAGUUCACCCCAGAUCUUAAGCUGCUGAAGGAUGUGAAGAUUAGUGUUAGCUUUACAGAGAGCUGCAAGAGCAAAGACAGGAAAGUUCUGUACACUGGAGUUGAGCAGGAUUAUAAGGCAGACGCAGAGUUUGGUGUUAAUAAUGUCAAUGGGGAUUUGCAUGUUUGUCCUUUCGGUGGUAGUAACGGUAAAGCUGUAGGAAUAGGGGGAGACAGUGAGGACAAGAAGGAUGAUGAAAAUGAUAUUGAUCAGGAAAAGAGAGUGGAAUAUGCAGUUCUGGAUGAGCUAGAAGACUUUACCGACAAUUUGAUGGAAAUAGAUGAAGAAGGAGGAGGGUUCACAUCUAAAGCAAUCGUUCAAAGAGAUAAAGUGGAUGAAGAAACUUUGAAUUUCUCAUAUGAGGAUGACUUUGAUAAUGAUGUGGAUGCUCUGCUGGAAGAGGGUCUUCGAGCACCCAAAACAAGGAGACUGGAUAAUGAGAAAUAUGGUGGUGAGAGCGAUCACCAGUCUGAUGGAGAAACGAGUGUGCAGCCAAUGAUGACCAAAAUUAAAACUGUCCUGAAGAGUCGUGGCCGCCCUCCUACAGAGCCUUUGCCAGAUGGAUGGAUCAUGACAUUCCAUAACUCGGGCAUCCCUGUAUAUCUGCACAGAGAAUCCAGAGUUGUUACCUGGUCUAGACCUUAUUUCUUGGGAACAGGAAGCAUAAGGAAACAUGAUCCUCCCCUUAGUAGCAUUCCUUGCUUUCAUUACAAAAAAAUGAAGGAAAAUGAGGAAAGGGAACAAAACAAUGACAUAACCCCAAAUGGGGAGGUAUCACCCGUAAAGCAUCUAGAGAAAUCCUCAGAACUGGACUGCCAAACAGAAGAACCAGAUUCCACUGCUGCUGAUUCUGGGCCUUUAGAUGACAAAGACCCCUCUGGGGGAGAUGCAGCACAAGGAGCCUUGGGACAAGUUAAGGCCAAAGUUGAAGUAUGUAAAGAUGAAUCUGUAGAUCUGGAAGAUUUCCGGCGCUAUCUGGAGAAGCGAUUUGACUUCGAGCAGGUGACGGUGAAGAAGUUCCGGACGUGGGCGGAGCGGCGCCAGUUCAACCGCGAGAUGAAGCGCAAGCAGGCCGAGGCCGAGCGGCCCAUCCUGCCUGCCAACCAGAAACUCAUCACCCUCUCUGUGCAGGAUGCACCUAUCAAGAAAGAGUUUGUCAUUAAUCCCAAUGGGAAGUCUGAAGUUUGCAUACUGCAUGAAUAUAUGCAACGAGUCCUGAAGGUUCGCCCUGUUUACAAUUUCUUUGAAUGUGAGAACCCAAGUGAACCUUUUGGAGCCUCAGUUAUUAUUGAUGGAGUAACCUAUGGGGCAGGAACUGCCAGCAGCAAAAAACUUGCCAAGAAUAAAGCUGCUCGAGCUACACUGGAAAUCCUUAUUCCCGACUUUGUUAAACAGACCUCUGAGGAGAAGCCCAAAGACAGUCAAGAACUUGAGUAUUUUAACCAUAUCAGUAUUGAGGACUCACGGGUAUAUGAACUCACCAGUAAAGCUGGACUCUUGUCUCCAUAUCAGAUUCUCCAUGAGUGCCUUAAAAGAAACCACGGAAUGGGAGAUACAUCCAUCAAGUUUGAAGUGAUUCCUGGGAAAAAUCAGAAGAGUGAAUACGUGAUGACGUGUGGGAAGCACACGGUGCGAGGCUGGUGUAAGUACAGGGCUGGGGAGUCCUGCCCUGCCUGGCUCCUGGGGGCUGGGGAGCUGUUCCUGCUCUGCUGUCCCAGUUCUGACUGA